This is a messenger RNA of Benincasa hispida (wax gourd), 1025 nucleotides long. It is a transcript of the gene PSRP2, whose product is annotated as RNA-binding (RRM/RBD/RNP motifs) family protein. The record is from RefSeq and is a predicted model, not a curated record. NCBI's taxonomy places the organism in Eukaryota, Viridiplantae, Streptophyta, Magnoliopsida, Cucurbitales, Cucurbitaceae. Gene Ontology annotation, molecular function: mRNA binding. Gene Ontology annotation, biological process: chloroplast rRNA processing. Gene Ontology annotation, cellular component: chloroplast thylakoid membrane.
GACUGGAUAAACCUCUGGCCUCGCCUCAGGGUUCUAUAGCUUCUUCUCUGUUGCAUUCGCUCUCGCUCUUCACACCAAAAAUGGCUUCCUUCUCGUCCAUAUUGUCCCCAACGAAUCUCAUCCACAGCUCCACAAAACCCACAGAAAUCCCACAAAAUUUCUCCACUCAAUUUCUCCGACCAAUCUCCUUUCACCCUCCUCAUAUCCUCCUCGCCGCCGCCAAACGCCCCACGAGACUCUUCGCCGUCGCAGAAGCGGCCCAGGGUGCCAGUUCGGUGGCGGAAAGGAAACUGUACAUUGGGAAUAUACCUAGAAAUGUGGACAAUGAGGAACUCACUCGGAUUGUCCAAGAACAUGGGGCUGUGGAGAAGGCUGAGGUCAUGUAUGACAAAUACUCUGGAAGAAGCCGCAGAUUUGCCUUUGUUACCAUGAAAACAGUUGAUGACGCAAAUGCAGCAAUUGAGAAACUGAAUGAAACAGAAGUUGGAGGACGUACAAUUAAAGUCAACAUAACCGAAAAACCUUUGGUUAAUACAAUUGAUAUGUCACUUCUUCAGGCAGAGGAUUCCCAGUUUAUUGACAGUCCCUACAAAGUAUAUGUAGGAAAUAUUUCGAGUACAGUUUCUACCGAAACACUCAAAAACUUCUUCUCUGAGAAGGGUAAAGUUCUCAGUGCAAAGGUUUCACGGGUACCCGGUACCUCGAAAUCAAGUGGCUACGGUUUUGUUACCUUCUCUUCAGAGGAGGAAGUCGAAGCUGCCAUUUCAUCUUUUAACAAUGCUCUGUUGGAAGGCCAACCGAUCCGUGUAAACAAGGCAUAGAUUUUGUAGGGUUCUAUGUAACAAAAUGUUUGGAAGUUCACUUUUGCUUCUUGGCAUGAAAUUGAUGAACAGCAGAGGGCAGCUUUUUCACUCAUUUUUUCUGUCUUAAUAUCAUCAAUGUAUAAUCUUGUUUAUUUUUCUCUUGAAGUAUCAAGUCUUAACUUAAUUAGACUUAAAAAUGCAAAUCUUUGAUUGUCUUUCAAA